Molecule: messenger RNA, 337 nt
Organism: Bactrocera oleae (olive fruit fly)
Lineage: Eukaryota; Metazoa; Arthropoda; Insecta; Diptera; Tephritidae
Source: RefSeq, a predicted model, not a curated record
AUGGCUGUUCUAAAGGUUAAAAUUCCUGAAGUUCUUAACGUGCAGUACAAAGGUCCAAGAGGAGGGCACUUGAGAAUCACGAAAACCUUGGAGAAAUUGAAGCAAAGGUUUUAUUGGACUGGUAGUCGUCAAUCAGCUAUGGAGAGGAUUGCGAAAUAUGCUGAGUGCAUUGUAGCUAAAGGAUCAAGGUCCAUGAGUCAUGGCCAGAUGAAACAGUACAAUUCGGGUGCGCCAGUUGAGCAAAUAGGCGAGGAUGAAGAUGGUCCGUUUCCUACCAAAAAAUCAGGAAAUAGUAAUGUUUUGGUAGUCAAGGACCAUUUCAACGAAUGACCAGAAG